AGUCAAUGACCAAAACAUUUGAUUUAGAACACCUACGUACACAAAAAUCAAAUUAAAAGUAUGGAUUAAAAGCAAGAAACAAACGAAACGAUGACGCAACCGGAAUUUUGACAUUAGAUGUCAUUUUAUUAUUGUAAGCAAGAAAAGAAAAUUCAGAAAAUUACGAAUUCGAAUUGUGUCUUUUAAUUUGUCAUGAAAACUGAAAACCGCUGAAUUUUGAAGAAGUGCAUCCUUAAAUCGAUAAUUCGAAAGAAGAGAAGUAGACUACAAUAAAGAACUACAUAUUUGUAGAUAAGAAGUACAGAACAAACUAGUUACAGCUGGAUCGUCGAAUCGAGGCCAGCGAGAAAAGAAGAGACGGCUAUAUUCUCUAUACUGCUCGAACUCAUUUAACGCCCCACGACAAAAUGGCGGUUGUUGCCGUCCGCGCGGAAAUCGCGCACGCUUGUGCAUUCGAUCACCUUCUCUCUUCCGAGAUACUGCAAUUACUGUGGUUCGAAAGCGUAUAACCUGAUCAUACUCAAAAGUGGACACCUGCUAAACUUCUCAAUGCUGAAAGAUAAUCUGCGCGUAAAAAGUGUAUGGAAAUGUUGAAUAAUGCAACUAAUGGCAGACACUGACACAGAAAUAAGUGUUCAAACGAAGAUGUCAACCAUUCAGCAAGAGUCUCUGAGUGAAAAAUUUAUUAAUACUAGCUUAAUUCAAAGUGCACGUAUUGAUAACAUUACUGACGAAUGUGUAAAAAAUCAAGAAAUUGAAGUUGAUGCAAAUGUUGACGCAGUUGAUCAAGCUAUUCAGUCUAUUGCAACAAACCAGAUACCUAUUUUGAAUCAAAAAAGUAAUGAUAAUUUUGAAGACCUUAAAAUACGUGAUAAACAAUCUACAGAAAAUAAUGAAAACGAUAAAAAAGAUUUCCAAGAAACAGUAAAUAGUCAGAUAACAAUUAAAUUACAUAUACCAGUUGAAGAAAAAAUAGAGAUAGGAUUCUGUAAUGUAGAACAUAAAAAUAAUAGUGAGAUUAAGAAUAAGAACAAGCUAGAAAAUAAACAGAAUUGUGAGUUGGAUAAAGAUGUACUAAGCAACAGACUGUUAGAAAAUAAAAUAGAGAAUGAGGAACAAGUAAAAGCGAAUACUGAGAAAGACAAUGUUGAGACACAACAUGAUGUGAACAUCAGUAUGAGGAAAAUUAAAAUUGACAAUCUUGUUAAUAGUGAUAUUGAAGAUACAGUUGAGGACCAAUUUGUAGUAACUAAUGAAAUGGAAAACAAAACUGAAAAACAAAAUCAGGAAAAUAUUGAGGUGGAUAUUACAAUUGAUGAACAGGAUAAGAUGAACAACAUCGUAAAAGUAGAUACAAUUGAUGAACAAGUUGAAGUGACCGAUGUAGAAGCAGAAGAUAGAAUUGAAAACCAAAGUGGAGUAGAAGUGACCAAUGAAACAGAAUAUAAUAAUAAAAAACAAAAUCAGGAAAAUAUUGAGAUGGAUAUUACUAAUGAAGAACAGGAUAAGGUGAACAUCCAUAUAAUAGCAGAUAAAAUUGAAAUGACCCAUAAAAUGGAAGAUAAAAGUGCAAAUCAAAAGGAAAUUGAAGUGAAUAAUAAAACAAAAGAAAAAAUUGUAAACAAAGAAAGUGUUGAGGUGGAUGUUACGAUUAAAGAACAGGAUAAGAUUAACAUAACUAUAACAGCAGAUGAUAAAGUUGAGCAACUAAAUGAAGUGACCCAUAAAAUAGAAAACAAAAUUGAAAAACCUAGUCAAGAAAAUAUUAACAUUGAUGUUACAAUGGAAGAGCAGGAUAAGAUUAACAUCAAUAUAACUGCAGAUAAAAUUAAGGAACUAGUUGAAGAGACCCAUGAAUGUAGAGAAAAAAUAGGAAACGAAACUGCGGAAAAUAUGGAAUUGGAUAUUAUAAUUGAAGAACAGGGUAAAGAUGACAACGGUGUCAGUAGUACAGCAGAUAAAUGUGUGGGAAAAAUCGAUAUGACCCAUGAAAUAAAAGAUAAAACUGAGAUACAAAGUGAGGAGAAUAUCGAGAUGGAUGUUGCAAUUGACGAAAAGAAUAAAGUUACCAGCAGUGUAACAGAAGAUAAAAUUAAGGAAGAUGUUAAAUUGAAUAAUGCGAUUGAGGAUCAAGUUAAAGAAGACCAAACUGAGCAAGGAAAAGAGGACGAUAGUGAAAUGGAUGUUACAUUUGAAAAACACUCCAAAAUUAACGCUAAUGUUACAAACGAUAAAAUUCAGGAAGGAAAUGAAAAAAUUAGUGUGAUGGACGUUUCAUUUGAAGAACGGGAUGAAGUUAACAAUAGUGUUAUAGAAGAUAUAGUAAAAGUUGAUAAUUUGAUGGAGAAUACUAUUGACGAUCAAGUUAAAGUAACCAGCGAAAUAGAAAAUGAAAUUGAGCCAGGAAACAGAGAGAAUAGUGAAAUGGAUGUUACAUUUGAAGUACAAGAUAACGUGAACACUAAUGUAACAGAAAAAAAAAUUGAGGAAUUACAUUCAGAAAAGGGAAGUAUGCUUGAAAAAGUAAAAUAUGAGCUGGAGGCACCAGAAUAUUCAAACAACAGUGCGAAAGAAAAUAAAACUGAGGCACAAUCUAAUGAUCAUAAUGAGAAAGUUAUGUUCGAUAAAUUAUGCGAGGAUAAAAGUUCGAUACAAGACAAAUUUGAAGAACAGCAAAAUGAAAUUAGUGCCAUAAUCAAUAAACUUGAGCAAGAAGAGGAGGGAAGACAAGUCAAAGAUAACGUUAUAGAACAAAUUCAAAUUAACAGUGAUAUUGAAGACAGGCAAAAUGCCCAAAUAAGUAUACCAAAAGACAUAAUCGCAAACCUUGAUGAAGGAAGUGCGGAUAACUGUAAAAUAAAUCAACUUAAAAAUAACCCGCAAGCUCCACCUGUAAAUUCUGAAAAAACAAUUGACAAGAAUAGACUAGAUGACAUAACAAACAUUACUCAUGAUGUAGCUCAAAAAAAUAGCCAGUCUGAAGAAAUAAGCCAGGCAAUUGGCAAACACAAAAAUGAGAGUGAAAGAAUGUCAGAAAAUGUACACAAUACAACCAAAAUUGAUGCUAAAAAUAUGAUUGAAAAUACAGAACAGGUACUAGAGAUACAAGAUAGUAAUGAAGAAAGGAGAUCAAACACGAUCAAGAACAAUACUGAAUCUGCAAUUACCCAAAUGGAUACUGAUGAGGUAAUUGACAUAGCUGAUGAAAAAGAUGAAGACGAUGAAAAGGAACCUAUAAAUAUAGAAAAAAUUGAUACUUCAGUAAGAAAAGCAGAAAGUGAGUUGAAAAACGAUAUCCAAGAAAAUAAAAGCAUUUCUAAUGAUGAAGUAGCUGCUGAAACAGAUGAGAAAAAGAAAAAGCUUAAACAUAUAUCUAAACUGUCCAACACACUAGACAUUUUGUCAGAUGAGGAGGAAAAUUUACCUAAAGAAGAACUUCAAAAGAAAAAAUCUAGUGAUAAAGAAUGUACGAGUAUAAACAUCGAUGAUGAUGAUGAUAUUAUGCUGAUUGAUGAAGAAUCAAGUCCUAAGGAUGAGAAAAAUAAAACUGAAAGUAAACCUGAACCGGAAAAUGAGGUCCUUAAGCAAGAGAGUGUAGUAGAAUUAAAAGAUAAAGAACAGCUUUCUCCAAUAUCCGAUAGCAGAAAAGACACAAUACAAGCAGAAGUGGCUGCCCCAAGUAUUGCUGAGACGAAAACGAGUGAACCUAAAGUAGACUUAAUAACGCCAGAAGAAACUCCUGCAUCUAAAAAACCACUGGUGAAAAUGAACUUCCUCAACACAUACAAGAAAGACUUAGCUGAUAUGACAAGAGAUGAACUUGAACAAUUCUGCAUUUUAAAAAUAGUUGAAAGUGUCGUAGACCGAAGUAAUUUAAGUGAAAUGAAAUCGCAGUUUAAAGCUAUGGCGCAAAAUAUUGAAGAAUAUAAGAAAAAAGCUUCAGCACUUACAAAACAAAACCGAGACUUACAGGUUGUGUUAAAGUCAGUUCAAGAGGAACAGAAAAAAAAGUCGAAUAUGCCAAUAACUCCUUUGAAAAUAACAAGAUCUGUUGGUAUGCAGGUGCUAAUGACCGACAAAGUUGGCGUGCGAAAGAAAGCGCAAAAUCCUAAUACAGCUAAAAACAAUGCUGCUACUAACAGUGGACCCAAUCGGCAAGGAAAACCAGCACAAAAUAACAUAAGGCUUCAGAAAAUGCUAACAAAUACUACUCAUAAUUCACCAAUUCCUGUGCCCAGAUUAGUCCCGGCAGUUAACAACAGCAAUAUGAAAAUACAACCAUCCCCUGCAAACACUCCAGGAAAACCACAAGUCACAGGACCUGUCGUCAACAAAUCGCCAGUCACUAAUGUGUCCAAUGGUCUACCUGCAACGCCACUUCCAAAACCUGAAAAACGGCCACACAGUCGAAUGCAAAAUAAUGAUUCAUUAACAGUAGAUUUAACGGAUGAUGAGCCACCAGCCAAAGUAAUUUCACGUAAUGCUGCUCCACCAGUAAGAUUAGUGCCACCGCAGAAUUUGUUGGCACCGAACAGACAACCAUUCGGACAAAAUGUUAGUAGCCCUCGAAAGGUAUAUAUACCCAUUAGUGGCUCUCAAACUCCGGUGGGCGUCAGACCUGGACAGACUAUUAUGUUGAGAACAAUUUCUCCACAAGGUCCAAGGCAAAGGGUUCCUACACCUGGGAUUGCGAAACCAAAUCAAAAUCCUGGUGCCGUAAGAAUGCAGCGAGUCCCAAGUCGACAUCCGGCACCUUUACCAGAAUCGGUAAAGCAAUAUCAACCACAGAAUUGGAAAGCCUUGCCUCCGGCUCCCGAGCUCAAAUUGUCAAAAGUAGAAAAUGGAAUUGUAAUAUCGUGGAAGAUAGAUGGAUACCAAGAAGAUACCUAUGAAGAAAUUGCUAGUUAUCAAUUGUACGCUUACCAGGAGACUACGUCGCCUCCGAGUACUGCUCUAUGGAAAAAAAUUGGCGAUGUCAAAGCUUUGGCACUGCCUAUGGCAUGCACGUUGACACAGUUCAUGGCCGGAUAUAAAUACUACUUCGCAGUUAGAGCUGUCGAUAUCAGAUCUCGCUUAGGGCCUUUUAGCUUGCCUGGAAGUAUCCUGCUCUUAAAUAAAAUGUAAGACUGAAUUGUAAUUUUUUUUAAUAUAAGUUGCGUUUUCAAUGUCAUACAUUGUUAUUAUUUGUGUAGAAUUGAAUGUUAGAACUGAAUACUAUUAUUUUAAUUUAUUUAAACUAAACACGGUACAUGACUUACAAACAUUUCGCGAUUUAUAAUUUUAAAAAGAAAUGCUGUUUUUUUUAACUUAUUGUAAAUAGUUUCCCUAUUUAAUUCGACAAUCGCAUGUAAAUAUUACAAUUCACUGUUGUAUCUGAUAAUAGGUAGGUACCUAUCAUAAGUAGUGAAGUAAUAAAGAUUUUAAUACUAAGUUA
Maniola jurtina (meadow brown) is the source of this 5434-nucleotide messenger RNA. RefSeq names its product activating transcription factor 7-interacting protein 1 (gene wde). Gene Ontology annotation, molecular function: transcription coregulator activity; protein binding. The record is from RefSeq and is a predicted model, not a curated record. Bases 598 to 5124 code for a protein of 1508 amino acids. Lineage: Eukaryota; Metazoa; Arthropoda; Insecta; Lepidoptera; Nymphalidae. Gene Ontology annotation, cellular component: nucleus; transcription regulator complex. Gene Ontology annotation, biological process: regulation of DNA-templated transcription. The transcript is spliced from 4 exons.